Molecule: messenger RNA, 1449 nt
Organism: Trichoderma virens Gv29-8
Lineage: Eukaryota; Fungi; Ascomycota; Sordariomycetes; Hypocreales; Hypocreaceae
Exons: 3
Coding region: 1-1449 (482 amino acids)
Biological process (GO): transmembrane transport
Molecular function (GO): transmembrane transporter activity
Source: RefSeq, a predicted model, not a curated record
AUGAGUGGCACAACUAGCGAGGCGGAGACAAUCGUGUCGAGCCCCCUGGGCCCUAGCCCGUUGGUAUUCAACGACCCAAACGAUCACGAAAAUCCCAAGAAUUGGUCAUUACUGAGAAGGCUGUUUAUUACUUUCAUAUGGAUAGCGGGAAACUUGGUAGCCUCGGUGUCCUCCAGCAUUUUCAGCAGCGGCGCUCAAGCAAUCAGCGAAGAGUUUGGCGUGGGACCAGAGGUUGUUACUCUCGGAGUCAGCCUCUUUGUUGUCGGCUAUUCCGUUGGACCGCCUUUCUGGAGCCCGAUAUCUGAACAGUUUGGAAGACGAUACCCAAUGCUUGCGGGCAUGGCCCUCUUCACCAUCUUCUGCAUCCCGGUUGCCGUUGGAAAGAACUUGCAAACGAUUCUCGUCGGACGAUUCUUGUGCGGAGUAACUGGUGUAGCGCCCAUCGCUCUCUUUGGUGGUGGCCUAGUCGAUAUCUGGCACCCAGAGCAGCGUGCAAUUGCCAUGGCUACCGUCGUUGGCAUAGUUCUUGGUGGCCCUUUGCUGGCUCCGGUCAUGGGGAACUUUAUCACUGCUAGUCAUCUAGGCUGGCGGUGGACUGGCUGGCUAAGCUGCAUCAUGGGAGGAUCAUGUACAGUUCUCGUUUUCUUUGGACUGCCAGAGACAUAUGCCUCUAUAAUUCUGCAGAGGAGGCAAAGGCUGGACCCGGCUUUUAAGAAUGCACCAAAGGAAACGGGGAAAUGGCGUAAAUUUGUCCGUGUCUAUUUGGUUCGACCCUUUGUACUCCUUGGAACCGAACCCAUCCUCGUUCUCAUGACUCUCUACCAGGCAUUUGUCUAUGGAAUUCUAUACAUUGUCUUCUCGUCAUAUCCCAUCAUCUUCCGCGAACAGCGCCACUGGAAGCUUGGCUUGUCAUCGCUUCCCUUCUUAGGAAUGAUGGUUGGUGUUUUCAUCGGAUCUGCCAUGAUUGUCACACGUACAGUAAUAGCUCAGCAUGCCAGCCGCAAGAAGAUGGCUGAAGAUCCCUCUGGAACCCCACCACCACAAGCACCUGAACGACGUCUACCGCUGAUGAUGGCCGGCAGCGUUCUUCUCCCCAUUGGACUAUUCAUUUUCGGAUGGACCUCUGCUCCCAACAUUCCCUGGGUCGGAAUGAUCAUUGGCAGUCUAUUUGUCGGAUCUGGCUUACUGUGUGUCUUUGUCACGGCGAUGACAUAUAUCCUAGAUGUCUAUUCACACGUCGCAAAUAGCGCUCUAGGAGCAAACACUAUCGUACGGUCCCUAUUCGCCGCCGGGUUUCCAUUAUUUGCGAGUUACAUGUAUCACGGGCUUGGUGUGGCGUGGGCGUCAAGCGUUCUUGGUUUUGUCAGUGUUGCAAUGAUUCCAAUCCCAAUCAUCUUUUACAAAUAUGGACCACGCAUCAGAGCGCUUUCUAAAAAUUUGAUGGUAUGA